UUUACUCCUCUGCUGCGUUUGCGUUCCUUCCUCGACUCCUCCAAAAUCCCUCCAAUUCACUGACACACCACCGAGAGAUCCAAGGAGUUUGGGAAAGAACCCACAACUCUCAAACAAAGUUUUCUCACAGAAAUCUUCUUCUUCUUCGAGUUCUAACUUCUAUCAGUCAUGGCAGGUGUGGUACCAGAAGGAUCCCAAUUUGAUGCUCGCCAGUAUGAUGCCAAAAUGAAUGAGUUACUUGGCAGUGAUGGAUCAGACUUCUUCACAUCCUAUGAUGAGGUUUUUGAGAGUUUUGAUGCUAUGGGAUUGCAGGAGAACCUCCUUAGAGGCAUCUAUGCUUAUGGUUUUGAGAAGCCCUCGGCAAUUCAGCAAAGAGGAAUUGUUCCCUUUUGCAAAGGACUUGAUGUGAUUCAACAAGCACAGUCUGGAACUGGAAAAACAGCCACUUUCUGCUCUGGAAUUCUUCAGCAGCUUGAUUAUGGGUUAGUUGAAUGCCAGGCGUUGGUUCUUGCACCCACUCGAGAACUUGCUCAGCAGAUUGAAAAGGUUAUGCGCGCUCUAGGUGAUUAUCUUGGUGUCAAGGUUCAUGCAUGUGUUGGUGGCACUAGCGUUCGUGAAGAUCAGCGUAUUCUUUCCAGUGGAGUGCACGUUGUUGUUGGUACUCCCGGUCGUGUCUUCGACAUGUUGCGGAGACAGUCACUUCGUCCAGAUUACAUUAAGAUGUUUGUUCUGGAUGAAGCAGAUGAAAUGCUUUCACGAGGUUUCAAGGAUCAGGUUUUUAACUUUCUUUUGAUCCUUUUUCCCCUUCUAUUCCUCGUACUAGUUGCUAUAAAUUUGAUUGUUUUCCUAGAUGUGUGUUUUAUGUGCUUGGGGAUUAUAUUUUGGGUUAAUGUUUUAUGGGAAGAUAUCUACUGACUAC
This is a messenger RNA of Morus notabilis, 919 nucleotides long. RefSeq names its product eukaryotic initiation factor 4A-13. Gene Ontology annotation, biological process: cytoplasmic translational initiation. Gene Ontology annotation, molecular function: RNA helicase activity; translation initiation factor activity; ATP binding. NCBI's taxonomy places the organism in Eukaryota, Viridiplantae, Streptophyta, Magnoliopsida, Rosales, Moraceae. The coding region runs from base 169 to 915 and encodes 248 amino acids. Gene Ontology annotation, cellular component: cytoplasmic stress granule. The record is from RefSeq and is a predicted model, not a curated record. The transcript is spliced from 4 exons.